GUGUGUUGGCAUGUUUAGGAUACAGUAGUAGGUCAUUGACAUUUUGAGUCAGCCAUGGAGACAGCUUGUGUGAAACCCAGACCCAGUUGAUCACCUUUAACUGGUGUGUUAUUUAGAUUAACAGAACACCACAGCGCGUAUUGCAGCAACAAUCUCCAUAAGCAAGUUAAAUUGCUGAGCAUGUCCAGAGGCAGCUGAUCCCUUUUGUUGCGGGUGUGCUGAAAUCCAACGGCCUCAGGACCCUGAGGAUCCAGGACUCCACAUUCUUUCCUUUCCUCCGCCCUCUAUUCUAAUCUAUCCAAUUUAAAGUAUGUUUCCAACAAGUUUGGUCCUGUGAUUGUUAACCAAGUGGACGGAGAGAUGAGGCAGCUGGCACUUUGCGCGUUUCCCGUUCUUAUGAUGAUAAUGGGGAUGGAAUGCGCAGAGCCUGUGGCAGGACUGAAUAAAACAGUGACCCGAUGGAAAGCUGGCCACUGCCCGCGGCGUUUGAACGUGGUGCCCUCUAGUAAGGGAUGCGUCUGUGAUGAUGACUGCGCAGGAGACGAUAAAUGUUGCAUCUUUGACUGUGGAUCUGUCUGCGUACCGCCUGCAUUCACAAAACCAGGCAUAUGCCCGCGCAGUAGGACAAUUGGCGUAGGGGUGUGCGCAGAGUUCUGCUCCGACGACAGUGACUGCCCAGAGAAUGAAAAAUGCUGCCACAAUGGAUGUGGUCACACGUGCAUGGCUCCAUACACAGUGAAACCCGGGCGUUGUGGUUUACCGAAGGGCACCCCAAUGUGCGCAGAGUACUGCUACCAUGACGGCCAGUGCCCCGCGGAGCAGAAGUGCUGUCGGACAACCUGUGGCCACUCCUGCGCAGAGCCAUGCUAACAGGACCACGCAGUAGGGUCCGAGACUUCGAGACACCAGUAUCUUAGUUUUGCAUUUAUAUAGUAGACUAUGUUAUCAAACUACAACUUAACGUUGUAUGUAAUUCUGUGGUUUUCAAAGGACGUCCAAGUGUCUUUCUAGUAUUUGUAUAAUUGUGCAUUUUGUAAUGUAUGUAAUUAACAAGAUUAAAGGCAAAUAAAAUGACUGUACCUUGUUAGAGUCCAAUCUAAUGUUUGUGUAUCGUAUGCAUAGCCUAUCACUAACACAACCUGAAAACACAGACUUUUUGUAACCAUCCUUAUCCAAUGUAAAUCAACAUUGAGAUGUUUGUCCAUCUCACUACUCAUUCUACCACUGUGGCAACAUCUGGCCCCUAAUACUGCAGUUACUUGGGCUGCCUAGACCCCUUUUGUCCUCCAGGAACCCCUAUCAAGCUUGGGUGGCUAUGAUGGACCGACUGGGUAGCUCGACAUGGCCAUCAACAUUUUGGAAUGCAAACACCCAUUUUCCACACUUGGGUGCCAAACACGUGCAGUACAAUUUGCUUGGCAGUGAAAGAGAACUCUGUAGGCUAUGGACUCCUCUCCUGGAGCUUGGCUGGAUCCAAGCUGGGCUUGUUGACAGAAAUAAAA
Messenger RNA from Engraulis encrasicolus (European anchovy), 1502 nucleotides. RefSeq names its product WAP four-disulfide core domain 2 (gene wfdc2). Gene Ontology annotation, molecular function: serine-type endopeptidase inhibitor activity. The record is from RefSeq and is a predicted model, not a curated record. The transcript has 4 exons. NCBI's taxonomy places the organism in Eukaryota, Metazoa, Chordata, Actinopteri, Clupeiformes, Engraulidae. The coding region runs from base 361 to 870 and encodes 169 amino acids. Gene Ontology annotation, cellular component: extracellular region.